This is a messenger RNA of Solea solea (common sole), 846 nucleotides long. RefSeq names its product histone H2B-like. The record is from RefSeq and is a predicted model, not a curated record. Gene Ontology annotation, cellular component: nucleosome. Lineage: Eukaryota; Metazoa; Chordata; Actinopteri; Pleuronectiformes; Soleidae. Gene Ontology annotation, molecular function: structural constituent of chromatin; DNA binding; protein heterodimerization activity. The transcript has a single exon. Bases 26 to 400 code for a protein of 124 amino acids.
UCAUCUCUCUGAACUGUCAGUCAGGAUGCCUGAUCCCGCCAAGUCCGCGCCCAAGAAGGGCUCCAAGAAAGCCGUGACUAAGACCGCCGGCAAAGGAGGCAAGAAGAGGAGAAAGAGCAGGAAGGAGAGCUACGCCAUCUACGUGUACAAGGUGCUCAAGCAGGUCCACCCCGACACUGGCAUCUCGUCCAAGGCCAUGGGCAUCAUGAACUCGUUCGUCAACGACAUCUUCGAGCGCAUCGCCGGUGAGGCGUCUCGCCUGGCUCACUACAACAAGCGCUCCACCAUCACCUCCAGGGAGAUUCAGACCGCCGUGCGUCUCCUGCUGCCCGGUGAGCUGGCCAAGCACGCCGUCUCCGAGGGAACCAAGGCCGUCACCAAGUACACCAGCUCCAAGUAAACACACUGCUCGGACUCCAACAACCUCAUCAACCCAACGGCUCUUUUAAGAGCCACACACUUUAUCUAAGAGAGUUCAUAUCAUCUUUUAUGGAAUGAAUACUUAAUUUUACACAUGUGUACAUUAUAACCUCUAAGGUUAAUACUGUGAUCCACAUAUGGUGUAUUUCCACUGGCUCGACUCGCCUCUCCUCGCUGAGGUGCUUAGUAGGUACUACGACGAUUGGUUGCUGACUGUACGGAGUCCCGUCACAGGGACAACAACGCUGAACUGUAGAUCACAAACAACGUAAUUAAAAAUGUGGGUUUAUCUCCAACAACUACCAGGGAAAGCUAUAUUUAACAGGCGUGUUUCAAGUAGAGUAGUGUAUUUAGGGACAGCGGCGCGAUCGGCAUCACAGACCUGCCACAGCCAGGGUUUACAGACACAUCAGCUGAGCCAGCAAU